Metschnikowia bicuspidata var. bicuspidata NRRL YB-4993 is the source of this 1713-nucleotide messenger RNA. RefSeq names its product Hgt5p (gene HGT5). The record is from RefSeq and is a predicted model, not a curated record. Gene Ontology annotation, cellular component: membrane. The transcript has a single exon. Lineage: Eukaryota; Fungi; Ascomycota; Pichiomycetes; Serinales; Metschnikowiaceae. Bases 1 to 1713 code for a protein of 570 amino acids. Gene Ontology annotation, biological process: carbohydrate transport; transmembrane transport. Gene Ontology annotation, molecular function: carbohydrate:proton symporter activity.
AUGGUGGCAUUGCAAAACGAAAACAUAGAUUUUAUCCCUAAAGAUUCAUCGAAUAAAGAUGACGAUUUCGCAGACUGGGACACGAUCGACCACUCAGAAAGUGCCCAUCUUCAAGGUGCGUCUUCAUCCACUGGAGUUCACAUGGAUAACUUCGGCAAUGCCUAUGAUCACGUUGACUUCGAUUCUAGAAAGUACACCAGACAACGGAAAUUCAAGGGCCAAAAAUUGGUUUAUUUCACAUCAGCGUUUGUGUCUUUGUUCGUGUCCUUAUUUGGAUAUGAGCAGGGUGUCUGCUCAGGAAUUCUCACAUUUGUCACUUUUUUGAAAUACUUCCACAACCCAACGGCAACCGAAAUCGGCUUGGUGAUCUCGAUCCUUGAAAUCGGGGCCAUGGUAUCGUCGCUACUUGUCUCACUGAUUCUGGAAAAUAUUGGCCGCAAGAGAACCAUACUUCUUGGCACCGUUGUAUUUAUAUUUGGCGGCACUCUCCAAACCUUUGCUUCAAGUUUGUGGCUCUUUGGAGUAGGCAGAAUAUUCAGCGGCUUUGGCGUGGGUGUACUAUCCACAGUAGUGCCCCUGUACCAAUGUGAAAUAUCGCCUGUUGAAGAGCGAGGAAAGUUGGUGUGCGGAGAGUUUACCGGAAAUAUUGCUGGGUAUUGUUUAAGUGUUUGGGUAGACUACUUCUGCUACUUUAUCCAGGAUCUAGGCGACGCUCGAACCAACCCAAAGCUGUUUGCAGCAAAUCUUUCCUGGAGAUUACCGUUGUUCAUACAGGUGAUCUUGGCAUUCAUACUUCUCGUGGGUGGAUUUUUUGUUGUCGAAAGUCCGCGCUGGCUUUUAGACGUUGAUGAUGACGAGCGUGGAUUCCACGUGCUUUGUCUCCUCUAUCACGAUGAUCCGGACGCCGGAAAGGCAGAAAAAGAGUUUUUUUUGAUCAAGAACUCCAUUUUGAACGAACGUGUGAAGACGCCCAAAAGAGAACGAUCAUGGAGACAUCUCUUCCGCAAUUACAGACUCCGUAUAUUCAUUGCAUGCUCUGCUUUGGCCUUCGCACAGUUCAACGGCAUUAACAUCAUUUCAUACUACGCUCCCAUGGUGUUUGCGCAGGCUGGGUUCAACAACUCCAAAGCGCUUUUGAUGACAGGAAUCAACGCCUUUAUUUACCUUUUGAGUACCAUUCCACCAUGGUUUUUGGUGGAUAAAUGGGGGAGGAAACCUAUCCUCAUAAGCGGAGGCCUUUCAAUGGGUACUUGCUUGUUGGCAAUCGCAUUUGUGAUGUAUCUCGAUGUGUCGUCCACCCCGCUGCUCGUGGCGUUUUUGGUAAUUGUCUACAAUGCAUCUUUCGGGUUUAGCUGGGGCCCCAUAGGCUUCCUCUUACCCCCAGAGGUGUAUCCCUUAGCGGUGAGGUCAAAAGGUGUAUCCCUUUCAACAGCCUCGAAUUGGCUCGCCAACUACGUGGUGGGGCAGCUCACGCCCAUACUACAAGAGAGAAUUGGCUGGAUCAUGUACUUAUUUCCGGCGACGAGCUGCAUCAUGUCUGUUGUCACUGUCAUCACGGUGUAUCCCGAAACAAAAGGAGUGGAGCUAGAAGAUAUCGAUAAAUUAUUUGAGGACCACAAAGGCAGUUACCCAGCUACAAGCUACAGCCAGCUUGCUGCACAGGGAACAGAGCUAGAUGAGUUUGACUACGAACUAGGCACAAUCCCAAGAUAG